Messenger RNA from Diaporthe amygdali, 945 nucleotides. RefSeq lists its product as uncharacterized. The record is from RefSeq and is a predicted model, not a curated record. NCBI's taxonomy places the organism in Eukaryota, Fungi, Ascomycota, Sordariomycetes, Diaporthales, Diaporthaceae. The coding region runs from base 1 to 945 and encodes 314 amino acids. The transcript has a single exon.
AUGGGGCUUAGUCAAUCCAUCAACAACGAUCUGGCCGCUGCUAAGCUGUCUCCAUCUCAAUCUGAAGGAGGCAGCCAGAGGGGGACCUCCGUCGAGCUCCCUGAGAAUAAAGAGCCUCAACGCGAAUGGCCUCAAGAAAUACUUGACAUGAUAUGGAACGAAGCGAUAGCUCCGUGGUCCAAGAAGCGUGUGAUUGUUCUCGAUCAUGUGGGCGGGAAGACAUUCGUAUGUGGAAAUACACGAGAUCUUGAGGCGGGAAGGCUUGUUGGAAACAUCAGGCGACUCAACAGAAAAGCACAAGAUGAGGUCAGCUCUUCCCUGCGCAAAGCUGGACGAGAAAUGUUUCCCAAGGUGCGCGAUCCUUCUAGUGCCCGCCGUCAUGAAUCCUUCAAAGGACUAUUCGCCGACUUCGAACACGACAUUUUCUUCCUUUCGCUGGGUUUCCUUUAUGGACGCUGCAAUGCUCUCAACAACCUGAAUUUGUAUGCUCCGGAUGCCCCAAUCGACGAGUCGUCUCAAGACCCACCCCAGCCUGCACACAUGAUGCUCCCUCUGAUACUCAUGAUGGCUGUUAUCGAACGAGUCUUCGAAGGAGAUAUGCCAUGCGUUGGUUAUUACGUACCCCCUCAUCACCCACCCAGACCAGUCCGUGACUUUGGGCGCCUCCUCGAGGUCUACCCCCGGAGCGGGCCCCCGCGAAUGCUCACUGUUUUAAUCCCCCGAAGCGUCAAUGAAAGGGGUUUAAUGGUCGACUACGACGAUCUGAAGCGUAGGCCGUUCGGUACAUCGAUGGAAGCGAAAGCAUCAGUGUACGAAAUGGCAAAGUCUCAGGAGGACAAGAAGCGGCUUAGGAUGGUUUAUAACGGAUGGAACUUAAUAUGCCAAUCAGCAGACAUACAAGGUGUGCAGCUCCCGGCGCUCGAGUUCGCUUGUAGCCGAUCCUAG